Messenger RNA from Lasiodiplodia theobromae, 1125 nucleotides. RefSeq names its product Integral membrane protein. Bases 1 to 1125 code for a protein of 374 amino acids. NCBI's taxonomy places the organism in Eukaryota, Fungi, Ascomycota, Dothideomycetes, Botryosphaeriales, Botryosphaeriaceae. The record is from RefSeq and is a predicted model, not a curated record. The transcript has 4 exons.
AUGAUGGAGCUCGAGGGCCGCGCGCCCGAGUUCUUCAAGGUCCUGGUGGUCAUGAUAGUCCUGGCGACCGUAGCCACGGCUCUGAGAGUCUAUGUCAGGUUAAAGAUCGUCAAGGCUUUUGGUGUUGAUGACUACUUCAUGGUUGCCGCAUUGCUUGCAUUUAUCAUGUUCACAACAUGCGCUUUGGGUGGAAUACGUUACGGUACAGGCCAACAUAUGGCCAACUUAACCCCUGAUAACACAAUGAGAGCUCUCCGCUAUUGGUGGUUAUGCUACGCUGCCUACACCAGCACCAUGAUGUUCGCCAAAAUCUCCAUCGGCUUCUUCCUCCUACGGGUGACGGUGGAACAGGUCUACAUCUGGAUCAUCUACGCCGCCAUGGGCAUCACCAUCGUCACUGGCAUCGUCUUCUUCUUCGUGACCGUCCUGCAGUGUAGCCCGGUGUCCUACUUCUGGAGUAGGGCCGUCGGCGGCGACGGCAAAUGUCUCGAUAUGGAGAUCAUCAUCGGUCUCACCUACUUCUACUCCGCCGUCAGCGCCCUCUGCGACUUCACCUUCGGCCUGCUCCCCAUCGUCAUGCUCUGGAACCUCAACAUGUCCCGCAGCACCAAGAUUGCCAUUGCGCCUAUCUUGAGCAUGGCUUGCAUCGCUUCUGCCGGUGUCCUGGUCAGGACGGCCUACGUCAAGGACUUCAGAAGUCCUGAUUUCCUCUGGGCAACCAUAGACAUCGCCAUCUGGUCCACCAUCGAGGAAGGCCUCGCCAUCACCGCCGGCUCACUAGCCUGCCUCCGGCCGCUCUUCCGCAUCUGCAGCGCCAAGCUGUCCUCCUACGGCAUCGGCUCCGGCGGGGACGGCGACGGGCAGAGCGACAACAACAGGCUGCACGACAACAACAACAACCGCGUGUGGCCCGGAGCAACCCAACGGAGCAGAGGCAGAAAACACAACGAACCCUGGAGUCUGCUGGAGGAGACGCAGAACCGCACGGUAGCAGAUCUCGAAGACGGCCGCGACAACCACCACUCGGAGCUCGAGCUGGUAGGCAAGAAGGCGACGGUCGAUGUGGAGAGCGUGGAUGAGAGGGCCGGGUCGGAUUCUGUAUCAUCGCAUAGAAUUCUGGUUUGA